This is a messenger RNA of Dreissena polymorpha, 501 nucleotides long. Its product is annotated as prostatic spermine-binding protein-like. Bases 1 to 501 code for a protein of 166 amino acids. The transcript is spliced from 3 exons. The record is from RefSeq and is a predicted model, not a curated record. NCBI's taxonomy places the organism in Eukaryota, Metazoa, Mollusca, Bivalvia, Myida, Dreissenidae.
AUGGUGAUGAUGGUGAUAGUGAUCGUGCUGGUGGGUAGUGGUGGUGGUGAUGAAGAAGAAGAAGAAGAUGAUCAUUUUGAUUACGAUAGGGAUGAUGACGAUGAUGAUGGUAAUGCUUAUGCUGAAGAUGAUGAUGCUGCUGGUGAUGAUUACGAUGAUGCUGCUGCGGCUGCUGAUGUUGCUGCUGCUUCUGCUGCUGAUGAUGAAGAAGACGAAAAAGAAGUAGGAGAAGAAGAAGAAUAUGAUGAUGAUGAAGAUGAUGAGGAUGAGAUUGAUGAGAAAGAUGAACUUGACGAUGGCUUUGGUUAUGGCGAUGGAGAUGACGAUGAUGACGCUGCUGCGUCUUCUGAUGCUGCUGAUGAUGAUUAUAAUAAUAAUAUAAUCAAAAAGGAGCAGGAUGUAAUAAGAAGAGAUAUAAAGGAUCGUAUAACAUCGAUGGCCGCAACGAACCAGCAGCUCAGUGAGGUGGCUUCUUUUAAUCAGAAGCUGACAUCUGUCUAG